AUGGUGAUUCAGUCAAGCAGAUCGCAAGGGUGCCCUGUGUGCAUUGCUGAGGUUACAGUAAAAAUACACGAGAGACGCUUGCUACCUUGCUCUGAGUCCAGUGAUCUAGAAAAUGUUGAGCAUAUCGGUUGGUUCCGCUGCUCCACGGCUGAUUGCGAACUAAACUGGAACAAGCUCCGGAUAGCGCAUGUUCAAAAUGUGGAAGAGACAAUUGCCGAUAACCCAAACUUUGACGUUUUCACCAACGGAACCUUACUUAUAAGGAAGGUACUACCAGUGGAUGAUGGGAAAAUGUUUAUUUGUAAAACCCAGAAGACCUUUGAAGGGGUAGGAGGGUCCACCACGAUCCUCAAUAUAAAGAAAGAACCCCCAAAAUUAAUACCAGAGAGUCCUCUGGAGGUUCAUGUCAUUGAAGGAAUGGAUCUUCAUAUGGAUGCUGGAGUUCAGGGCUAUCCUUACCCCUGGGUAACUUGGAGCCAUAAUGACCUUCUCCUUCAGAAUAUUUCGAAUGUCGAUUCACAAACAAGUCUUAAAAUUCGUAACGUCACUGUAUCUAAAGGUGGACUUUACACUUGUUACGCCAAGAAUUCAGUUGGACAUCAUAUCCUCACCUUUAAAGUUUAUGUUGAAGGUACUGAUUUUAUUUGUAUGUUGGACAGCUUUGUGAGAGUAGAUGUAACCUGUCAGGAGAGAGAAACGCAGUGA
Molecule: messenger RNA, 705 nt
Organism: Pocillopora verrucosa
Lineage: Eukaryota; Metazoa; Cnidaria; Anthozoa; Scleractinia; Pocilloporidae
Source: RefSeq, a predicted model, not a curated record